AUGGCACCACAAUUCUCUACUGGGCUGAGCAUGCCGAAUAAAAAGCCAGCCCCGAAGCCAGGAAAUCCGCUCGGACAAAAGCGCAAGAACAUUUUCGAUGACGACUCCGACGAUGAAAGCAAACCUAAUGACAACAGCGAAGUCGAAUUAUCUACCCUGGGUGGCCUGGACGAUCCAGCUCCGGCCCCCAAACAAUCAAAAGCAGGACCGCCACUCAAACGAAAGAUGCAACUAGGCGCUGGCAAACCGAGCUCUAAGCCGCUAAACAAGAACUCGAUUUUCGCCAACGACGAGGAGGAAGAUGAGCAAAAGGAUAAAGAACGCCAGGGUGGGGUACAAUUCGGGUUAAAUCAAUCCAAGGCUAAAAAUUUCGGCGGUCCUCCCAAAGACUUCACCAACCUCUCUGCGCUACACAGCAGUAGAAAGCACGCGAAAGAGGCCGAAGAACUGGACCCUUCAAUCUACUCCUACGAUGCCAUCUACGAUAGUCUGCACGCCAAGCCCGACAAGUCCAAAUCCGAGGCCAAGAGUGAAGUACCAAAGUACAUGGAAAACUUGCUACGGAGCGCUGAAAUCCGCAAACGAGACCAGCUCAGAGCGCGCGACCGACAACUGGCACAGGAACGUGAAGCCGAGGGUGACGAAUUUGCAGACAAGGAAAGCUUCGUUACGGGCGCCUACAAGGCCCAGCAGCUCGAGAUGCGCAAGGUUGAAGAAGAAGAGGCAAAGCGGGAGAAGGAGGAAGAAGAGCGACGGAAGAAGAAUGGCGGAUCUGGGAUGGUUGGUUUCUAUCGUGACGUCUUGUCGCGAGAUGAAGCCAAGCACAGCGAGAUUGUCAAAGCUGCAGAAGAGGCAGCUCGACGAGUCAAGGAUGGAGAGCUUCCCGCUGACACCGCAGCCGACGCUUCAGCAGAAAAAACAGAGGCUCAGAAGGCGGCGGAGCUUAAUGCACAUGGUGCUCGUAUUACGGUCAACGACGAAGGCCAGGUUGUUGAUAAGCGCCAACUGCUAUCUGCUGGCUUGAACGUGGCUCCGAAGCCGAAGACCGACGCUGCAAAGUCGGCUACUGCUCGUGGACCGGUGGGACGCACUGGGCCUCCUGCUGGCUACCAAGCAGGUCGUGGUGCCCAGCGCGCUCGCCAGACCGAGAUGGUCGCACAGCAAUUAGAGGAUCGUGCUCGGCAGGAGGAGGAAGCCGAAGCAGCGAAACAAAAAGAGAUGGCAGAAAAGAAUCGCAGUCGCAAGACGGAAGGGGAGGUUUCCAGUGCCAAAGAGCGGUUCUUGGCCCGAAAGAGAGAGCGAGAGGAGGCUGCUGCUGCCGCAAAGAAAGCCAAAUGA
Molecule: messenger RNA, 1338 nt
Organism: Penicillium verhagenii
Lineage: Eukaryota; Fungi; Ascomycota; Eurotiomycetes; Eurotiales; Aspergillaceae
Product: splicing regulator NSRP1-like domain-containing protein
Exons: 1
Coding region: 1-1338 (445 amino acids)
Biological process (GO): regulation of alternative mRNA splicing, via spliceosome
Source: RefSeq, a predicted model, not a curated record